AUGGAGGCCGGCGGUCCUAAUAGGAAGAAGCGGAAACCAGCAGCCGGGGUCGAGACCGCCGACGAGGCCCCGGCGCCGGCGGAGACGGAAGCGCCCGAUCCCGGAGUGGGCGAAGAGGAUGAUGGACUCGUCGACCGCAUCAGCAGCCUCCCCGACGUCGUCCUCGGCGACAUCAUCUCCCUCCUCCCCACCGACGAAGGCGCCCGCACCCAGAUCCUCGCCACCAAGUGGCGCCACCUCUGGCUCUCCGCCCCACUCAACCUCGACUGCACUCACCUGCUACACCGUUACCGUAAUCAUGCCGACCGUGCUGCUGGUGUCGUAUCACGCAUCCUUUCUUCCCAUUCGGGUCCCGGUCGUCGCCUCCGCGUGGACAACCUACACCACUUCGACCUCGGAGCCGUCGAUGACUGGCUCCGGUCCGGCGCUCUCGACAACCUACAGGAGCUCGAGCUUGGAUGCUAUCCAACAGUGGCACUUCUGCCGUCCUUCACCUUCCGCUUCGCACCCACCCUGCGCGUUGCCACCCUCAAAAUGUGCAACCUCCCCGACGGUAUCAUCCAAGGGCUUCACUUUCCCCUGCUCAAGCAGCUCGGGCUUCAUUAUGUCAGCAUUUCGGAGUGCUCGCUGCACAGCUUGAUUGCCAGUUGCCGGGCUCUCGAGUGCUUGCUUAUAUUACACAGCACUGGCUUCGGCUGCCUUCGGAUCAACUCCCUUACCCUUAGGAGCAUUGGUGUUGAUAAUAACAAUAGUGAUUACCGAAUUCCUGUCCAUUUCAAGGAACUCAUCAUCGAGAAUGCCCCUUGCCUUGAGAAGCUGCUCCAUCUUCAUGUCGGCGCUGGUUUGCAUCUGUCUGUGGUUUCAGCGCCUCAACUGGAGACAAUAGGCUACCUUUCUGAUGGUUACUACCAGAAGGUCAAUCAGGAUUAUCUCUGCAAAUUCGAGUUUGGCUCCACAAUUAUUCAGGGAUUGCGCGUUGAUAAGCUGGCAAUGGUCCGCACAGUCAAGACUUUAGCUGUCCAACUGAGAAUACUAAGUUUGGAUACGGUUAUUCAGUUGAUGGCAUGUUUUCCAUGCUUGGAGAAAUUGUACAUUCGAACUCCAAAGCCAAGCAAUGUGUGGCGUCGCAAACACCGGGAUCUGACCAGAUGUCCUGAUAUCCGUCUGAAGACAAUAGUGUUGGAUUCCUAUCGUGGCAUCAAGUCUGAAGUUAACUUUGUGACAUUCUUUGUAUUGAAUGCGAGAGUGCUAGAGCUGGUGAAGCUUGGGGGUUGCUCCGGCAAUAAGGAAUUCUUGGCAGAACAACGUAGGAAGCUUCAGCUGGACAAAAGGGCUUCAAAAGGGGCUCGGAUUCAUUUUACAACUCGUAGUUGUGUCCGUUAUAUUCUGGAUCAUGUCCGUGAUUUGGAUGUAAUUGAUCCAUUCUUACUGUAG
Triticum aestivum (bread wheat) is the source of this 1434-nucleotide messenger RNA. RefSeq names its product F-box/FBD/LRR-repeat protein At1g51370-like. Gene Ontology annotation, molecular function: protein binding. The record is from RefSeq and is a predicted model, not a curated record. Bases 1 to 1434 code for a protein of 477 amino acids. The transcript is spliced from 4 exons. Lineage: Eukaryota; Viridiplantae; Streptophyta; Magnoliopsida; Poales; Poaceae.